This is a messenger RNA of Triticum urartu, 576 nucleotides long. The record is from RefSeq and is a predicted model, not a curated record. Lineage: Eukaryota; Viridiplantae; Streptophyta; Magnoliopsida; Poales; Poaceae.
UGCAAGCCCAACGUCGGCGCCAUGGAGGCGGCCCUCAGGAUCGCCAACGUCAACCCUUACAAGGCGAUUUUCUUCGACGACAGCGUGCGCAACAUUCAGGCGGGCAAGCGAAUCGGCCUCCACACGGUGCUGGUUGGCACGUCGCAGCGGGUGAAGGGCGCGGAUCACGCGCUGGAGAGCAUCCACAACAUCCGGGAGGCGCGGCGGGAGCUGUGGGAGGAGGCCGAGAAGGCGGAGGACGUCCUCUACGCCGACCGCGUGGCGAUCGAGACCUCGGUGACCGCGUAGACGCCGCUGGCUCCCGGUGCACCUUCAGUCUGACACCCCAAGCGCAACCCGAUCCGACCCGAGCCUGCCGGACAGGUGAUCUUCACGUGGAAUUCAGCAUUGGCCGGGAAAACAGUUACAGUAUCCAUCACGAGGAGAGGAGGGGGAGUUCAGAAAGUCAGGAAUUAAUGCAGCAUGCACACCAUGCCGGGCCGGUCCUAGUAUAUGUAUAUGUAUGUGUCGAUCAGAUCUUUGCUUGUAAAUUACUACUAGCAGGAGGUAUAAUAAAGAAAAACGGGGUUACUUGUA